This is a messenger RNA of Clavispora lusitaniae ATCC 42720, 1005 nucleotides long. NCBI's taxonomy places the organism in Eukaryota, Fungi, Ascomycota, Pichiomycetes, Serinales, Metschnikowiaceae. The record is from RefSeq and is a predicted model, not a curated record.
AUGUCCCUGAUAAAGGCAAGGAAUUGCCUUCAAGUAUCAAUGAAAAGCUUGUCAAAGAGGCCAAACAGACAUAUGAUGGAUGAAGCCAGAUUUACAGAUCGCCAUAUGGAGCAAACUAUGAAGCAACCUCUAAGGAAACGCCCGAUUGAGUUUGUUAAAGCAACAACCCUUUAUGAUCCAAGCAAAGACCUUAUUGAAAAGCUCGCAAAUUACAACAAAAAGCAAAAUGAUACCCUUACUGAACAUAUGGGAAUGUUGAAGAUGGAAGAGGACACAUCUUUCGGAAAGACAACCGAAAGUGAGGGCAAUACUGUCGCCACCCAUGAAGAAGAGUCUCAAACACAAACAGACAGGAUGCGGAUGACUGAAAAGCAGGACGAACUAAGAGAUGAUGAACACGAAGAAGAGGAACGUCCAAAUGUUAAUGAACAUCGAGAGGAGCUUGAUCAGAUGGAGGAUGAGGCUAUUGAAGAGGAGGAUGAGGCUAUUGAAGAGGAGGAUGACGAGGCUGUUGAAGAGGAGGUAGACGAGGCUGUUCAAGAGGAGGAAGUUGUGGCUGUUGAAGAGGAGGAAGAUGUGGAACUUGCUGAGGAAGAAGAGGAGGAUUUCAUAAAGGAAGAAGAUGCUUUGAUAGGUGAUCAUAACAAUAAUCUCGAUGAUUCUGUGGAAUUCCUGGAUUCUGAUCCCAGCGAUGGCGAAAGUGAAGAACUUGAUAUGUUCGUCAUAGACGAAAGAGGCGAUGAAGAAAUCUUAGCCACUCAUAACAUACAGAAAAAAGAGUUCCAUGAUGUUAUAAGACACCGUGAAACACGAAAAACAGUCGCAGCAACUAAUUUCGAGAAACAUGACAAGUAUGAGGCAUUUACGGAACAUGAUCCCCAUCUUACUAUUGGUCACGUUAUGUUGAAGACAACAACUGAAAACGGAUCAGUGGAGGCCCUGUUGCCAACACUCAAUCAUUUAAAUAAAGUGACAUCCCAAAGGCUUCAUAGAUUUGGCAUCUGA